CGAAUCUCAUGAUUUUGUUUUGUUUGUUUGAAAAAUUGUUUUUCUCAAUUCAUUUAACCAAAGAAGAUGUCGACCACUUCAACAAUAACUUCAACAACAACAACAACGAAUGAAUUAUCAGUGUUAAAAUGUUAUCAUAAUCAAACAAUAUUCAUUACCGGUGUCACUGGAUUUGUUGGUAAAGUAUUAUUGGAAAAAAUCCUUAGACAAUGUUCAAUCGAACGUAUUUAUGUAUUGAUACGGAAUAAAUAUUCUGAAACAUCACAACAACGAUUGGCAAAAUUAUUACAAUCAUCACCAGUAUUUGCAUUACAUCAAUCAAAAUUUGAUAAAAUUCAUGCAAUUAAUGGUGAUAUUACAGCAAAAAAUUUAGGAAUUUCCAUCGAAGACCGGCAAAAAUUAAUCAAUGAAGUUAAUAUUGUAUUUCAUUCAGCUGCAACCAUUAGUUUUGAUGGUAUUUUACAGAAAUUCAUUCAGCAAAAUAUUGAUGGUACUGAUUCUAUACUACGUUUAUGUAUGGAAAUGAAACAAUUAAAAUCAAUUGUUUAUGUAUCAACUGCAUAUGGUAAUUGUCAUUUAAAAGAAAUUGAAGAAAAAAUCUAUCCAAUUGUUCAACAUCAAGAUUUUGAAUCAUAUUUAAAUGAUUUACGUUUAAAUUAUAAUGAUUUAAGUUUAAAGAUUGGACAUGAAGCAUUAAAAAAUCGUCCAAAUCCAUAUACAUUAUCCAAAUCGAUUGCAGAAUGGAUGAUUCAAGAACGAUAUCAAUCAUUACCGAUAAUUAUUUGUCGACCAUCAAUUAUUGGAAACGCAUAUGAAGAACCAAUACCUGGUUGGUGUGAUUCACCGGCCGGUGUUGCUGGCGCUAUACUUUGUACUGGUCUUGGUAUUUCACGUUUUGUUAUUAUGGAUGCUCAGGCAAAAGCAGAUAUAAUUCCAGUUGAUUUAGUCGUGAAUUCAUUAAUUAUUGCCGGUACAUAUCGUUGUUCAACAUUAUUUAAUAAUGAUAAAAAAAUUAUCAAUAUUACAAUGGGCGAUCAAUCAAUAACAUGGGGAAAAUUAUUUAAUGAAAUUAGUUCAUUUAAAUAUCAAAUACCACCAAUGAAAUGUGUAAGAAAUUUAUCAAUUCAUAUAAAUUCAUCUAAAACAUUCCGAGAUCGAUUGUUUUUACAAACAAAAAUAAUAUUUUCACAUUAUUUAUUUGCAUAUUUUUUCGAUCUAAUUUGUUUAAUAUUGGCACAAAAACCAAUCAUGAUAAAAUUAAUGGAUCGUAUUCAUAAAGGAUUUUACCUAUUGGAACCAUUUUCCUGUAAUCAAUGGAUAUUUUAUAAUAAUAAUAUACGUGAAAUUCGAAAAUUAUUACCAGAUAAUGAACAAUCAUUAUUCAAUACAAAUGUUGAUUCAAUUGAAUGGAAAAAAUAUUUUUUCGAUAUUGCUAUCGGUUGUCGUCGAUACCUGGCUAAAGAUCCUGAUUCAACCAUUGAAAUUGCUAAACGUCGUUAUAAUCGUAUUGAAAUUAUUUAUAAAAUUAUUAUCUUAAUUUUUCAUUCAUUAUUAUAUUGGUCAUUUAAAUCAAUAAUGAUUAAUCGAUUUUUAUCAUCAUCAUCAUUUCAGAUUAUUGAUUUCUUCUUUAUUUGUUAUAUUGUUUAUCAUUUAUAUCAAAUUAAUGGUAAUAUUAUCAAAGAAUUUCAAUCAAUAACUAAACAUUUUUCUAAAUGUUUUUUG
Dermatophagoides pteronyssinus (European house dust mite) is the source of this 1722-nucleotide messenger RNA. RefSeq names its product fatty acyl-CoA reductase 1-like. Gene Ontology annotation, molecular function: alcohol-forming very long-chain fatty acyl-CoA reductase (NADP+) activity. NCBI's taxonomy places the organism in Eukaryota, Metazoa, Arthropoda, Arachnida, Sarcoptiformes, Pyroglyphidae. The record is from RefSeq and is a predicted model, not a curated record. Gene Ontology annotation, cellular component: peroxisome. Gene Ontology annotation, biological process: long-chain fatty-acyl-CoA metabolic process.